CAUCGACAAAGUAUCAAAAGACCCCGAGACUCUGAAAAGUGCAAAUGUCAUUAUAUUGGACUUGACUAAAGCAUUUGAUCGGAUAUCGCACGACUAUUUGUCUGCAGUACUCGACCAACUUGGCUUUGGCCCCAGAUUCAAGCGGAUCUUGCUCCUGGUAACGACACAACAAUUUGCAGCCAUUUUUACCAACAACACAAAGUCAGAGACCUUUCCACUCAAACAGGGAACGAGACAAGGCAACCCAGUGCUGCCUAUCCUUUUCAAUCUCUGCUUGGAGCCUCUUUUACAACGAUUACAGAGUCGGCUCGAGGGAAUUCCGAUUCAACUCGACCAUCUACCACCGCUAACAGCGAAAUAUUCAGCCUUUGCAGAUGAUCUCACAGUUUUUGUGAAGGGAACCAGAGAUCAUGAAAUUCUCAAAGAAGAACUUACUCUAUUUGAACAAGCAUCCAACUCGUUGGUCAGUAUCGCCAAGUCCCGAACCUGCCACUGGGGCCAGUCACCUCCCGAAGAUGUUACCAAGAUCCUUGGCUUUGAAGUCCUUGACAUUAGCACCACUGACUACAAAUACCUCGGAGUUCCGCUUAACGGCUUCAGAUGGGAUUCGUAUAUCUCCUCUCUUUCCACACAGCUACAUUUCCACACCAUACAAGAAUUGCCAAUUCAUCUCAGAUGCACGGGGUUCAAUACUUACAUCUUCUCGAAAAUUUACUUCCGAGACCUACAUGAUCCCAUGGCAAAUGACAAUAUCAAGCACAUCAAAAAGAUGGUAAAGGGACAUCUCCCUCGCAUUAGCGACAGAAACCUUAGUAGCUUGAAAAAGAAAGGGGGCUUCGGACUCCUCAAUGUCAAGCAACAGCUCUUAGGAAGACGGGCAAAAGUUAUCUACGAAACGUUGACGAAUCUGGUGGAUUGGAAUCUCAUAGUUCUCCGUGACAAACUUCAAUCCUUCAUUGAUACAAUUUACCCUCCGACACGCAAUCAACUUGAUCCCCUGAAAUGGGACAUCGUACCGUGGUACCUUUUCCUUGUGAAC
Molecule: messenger RNA, 1039 nt
Organism: Scheffersomyces stipitis CBS 6054
Lineage: Eukaryota; Fungi; Ascomycota; Pichiomycetes; Serinales; Debaryomycetaceae
Exons: 1
Coding region: 411-776 (121 amino acids)
Source: RefSeq, a predicted model, not a curated record